Neohortaea acidophila is the source of this 3039-nucleotide messenger RNA. RefSeq lists its product as uncharacterized. The annotation marks the transcript as partial. The record is from RefSeq and is a predicted model, not a curated record. NCBI's taxonomy places the organism in Eukaryota, Fungi, Ascomycota, Dothideomycetes, Mycosphaerellales, Teratosphaeriaceae. Gene Ontology annotation, molecular function: protein binding. The transcript has a single exon.
UGUCACCUAAACCCCACCCUCGAAGCACGCUCUAUUCGACGUGAUAGCAUGACAGACACAUCCCAUCCUGUUCCGAUUCUACUCGGUCACGAUCACACCUCUCACCCUCUCCAGCCCAACGGCCUUGGCGUCGAUCGCGCCGCCCCCGUCGCUCCGCUCUUGGACGACAGCCCGGAAGACGAUGGACAGAUAAGCUGCAUCUGCGGCUAUCCCGAUGACGAUGGCUGGACCGUACAGUGCGAUGACUGCAAUCGAUGGCAGCAUCAAGUGUGCUACUACCCCGAAUACGAAGACCGCUCUCUUCCCGACGACCUCCAACAUUACUGCCUCGACUGCCGCCCGCGCGCUUUCGACCACGAGAGUGCGCGGGUGCGACAAAAGAUCAAGAGGGAAGAGCAGGCAUCGGAGGUCAAUGGUAUGAAGCGCGCGGCUCCGAAGAGCCACAAGAAGAAGGUCAAAGAGCCAGCGUACACCAACGGAUGGCCGCUCGACAAGGCGCGACACGAUCGCAACAGCGCAAGCCCCCGCGAUCAGCCCCCUCCUGCAAAACGACCGAAAACGAGCCACCGUCCCUCGGAUUCCACCGCCACCGUCACCUCCACAAAAGGCCACUCACGCAAACGCAACGCCUCGACUGCAAAUCAUCGCCGCAGCGUCUCCAACUCCCCCGAGUUUCCCUCCGACCUCUACUCCGAACACUUCAUUCGCUGUUAUAUGAACGACUGGAUCGAACCCGACUCGAAUUGCCAUGCCUCCACCGACGUGAGCAAUGCCCUCUCGGACUGGCUCCUCGCGCCGGACGACGACUUCAAGGAAACGCAUGGCCGCGCCAAAGGCGAAAUUCUAUGGCGGUACGACGGCGACCUCGAGGACAUGUCCCCCAAAGCCGUUGUCGAGCAGCGGGAAGAGCACGACGAGCGCGUCAAGGAUGCCGAUGGCAACCACCCCACCUGGAAGUGGCUGACUGUGCGAGAGCCGAUUGCGACUAACGCUUUCAUCGGCGAGCUCAAAGGCUACGUCGGGUUUCGGGAGGACUACAUCCAAGACCCCUUGAACCGCUGGGCCUCGCUUCGACACCCGGAGCCGUUCGUCUUCUUCCACUCACAGCUACCCAUCUAUGUUGACGCGCGGAACGAAGGCACUCAAAUGCGAUAUGUUCGGCGAAGCUGUCAGCCCAACGCGAAGUUGCAGGUGCUAGUCACGGACUCGAGGGACUACCGCUUCUGUUUCAUCGCGACCACGCAAAUCGAUCCAGGCACGGAGAUAUCGGUGGCCUGGGAAGCUGGCGACAGUAUCCCCGGGUACACACACGAUGAGCAGAACCCCAUGUCCGAAGCGCAGCUGGAACAAAUGAAUGCGUGGGUGUCGAAUGUGCUGACCAACUGCGGACCCUGUGGCUGUCACCGACCCGUGGAGAACUGUUUCAUGGCAAGACUCGACCGCCGAGGCAUGCAGAAUAGAAGUAGCAUGGAAGUACAGCCGGUAAAGGUGGGAGUGAAGUCGAAAAAGAGGGCGAAAAGUUCACACUACAUGUCACCGUUGAACACAAACCUCAACAGCCGCUCUGGCAGUGAGGCCCGCCGAGUCGAUGGUGAAGAUGAGCCCUCGGAGUCUCGGUCUGCGUCUGGCUCAGCAGGUCGCGACUCCGCAAGUCGCGACAUCACGCCAAACUCCCACUACCUUCCCUCCGCCGCGCUGCCCAAGAUGUCCGAGAUGUCGGAGCGGGAGCGGAAGAAGCUGGCCAAAGAAGAGGCGAUGUUCAAGAAGCAAGAGGAGGAGAUGACCGGCAAGCAUGGGAAGAAGAAGCGCCAUAGUGGUGGCGGCUCCAACGCCCAGACGCCCAACCCGACCUCCUCCAAACAGCCGGCAGCAUCCUCGAAGUAUGCGGACGUAGGCACAGCCAAGCAACUGAACCUGCCGUCUAAGCCUGGCAGGAAGCCCAAGGGCUCCACGGCACGAAGCUCCCCCGCUAGAGCGGCCGCCAAAGCGCCGAGGAGGCCCAAGCCAAACUACGUCGAUGCUAGCGUGCAGUGCGAUCGAGAGGAGGAACCAGAUAUGCUGCGUCUGCCUUCAUCAGAGCCGCGGAGGCCAUACAUUUCCACCACGCAACGCCUGUUACAGCGCUGCGCACUCAACAACGCGCGAGCGAAUGGCCCUCAGGCUCUGGCGGAGGCCGAACGUCAGAUCAAGGAGGACGAAAAGAUGGAGCUGGAUUCGGUCGCGAGCCAACAGCCUGUGAAAUCGGCGUCUCCCGCGCGUGACGAGUUGGAACCUACGACUGAACAGGCCGAAGCUCAAGACGUCGAAAUGAAGGAUGUCAAUGUGAAAGACUCUCAACCUACCGACACCGAGACGGCCUCUGCACCUUCGACCCUCUCCGCUCCACCUCCCGCAUCCGAACCUCUCGCUCCGUCCGCACUCCAUCACCAGCGACCCCCAGAUAUGCACCUCCAAAUGCCGCCUCCGCCCACAAACCCCUUCUCCACCUCGGCCCCUUCAUCCGCCAUCUCCACUACCGCUACCACACCCUUCACCAACGCAAACAACAACGCCACCAUCCUUCAGUCCCCCCUCGUCAUGACUCCAGGCGCCACUGCGCCCAUCUUCCCCCUGUUCUCCCCCUCCGUCACCGCCGCCGUCAAUCCCAGUCCCGCGAAAAAGAAGCUGAGUCUAAGCGACUACACACGCCGCACCAAAGCCACGAAAGACGGCGGCAAAGACGGCGGUGCCGGCGGGCUCGGCGAGGUCAAGAGCGAGCGGGAGAGCUCGCCCGCUUCGUCCGUCGUCGAGGCUCCUGGAACCGCCCCGUCCUCUGCGACGACCGUCGAGCCGCCCGUCUUGCUUCCUACUGCCUCGGAGAUGGAGAAGGCUGAUGAGAACGCUGUUGAGGAUGGCGGCGAGGAGGGCGAGGCGGAGCAAGACCCGGAUGUGAAGAUGGAGGAUGCGGGUGCUGCUGCUGCUGCUUCUACUGCCGAUGCUGCUGUCAUUGAUGCGCCUGCUGCAGUUGAGGAUCCUCCUGCUACGGUAACGGCGGAGUGA